AGAAAAAAUAUGAGGAUAGAGUAAUUCUACAUUUUUAGAAGAUAAAACAAAAAAAUCUUCUAUAUUUGCAAAAUGAUAAAACGGAAUGUUCCUAUAGCUUCAUAUAACCAAUCAUUUUUAUUAUUGUUAUUUUUAAAAUGCACAAUUUGAACGUUCAGAGAACAUUCAGAAAUAAUGUUUUCAUAACUUAAUAGGAGCUUAUCAAAAGGUUCCUUGAACAUAUUUUUAUUAGCCUUGUAACUGGACUUUUGACUCAAAAUCCUGUAGCCCCGUCUCCUUUACACGGACGUCUCUACAGUGCUAUACUAUAGCCUACUAUGUAUAUACUCUUCUAAACAUUUAACCUUAAAAAGUGCGUCCACCUGUGUGCUCUAUGAGCGCAGUGCACCUGUGUUGAAAGCUUUUAAGAGGUGUACGCGGGUAUUUUUCCCCUCUGCAAAUAGCAGGACACACAGACAUUGUGUCAGACUCAGUGCAACAACCUCCCUCUCUUUCUCACUCACUCACUCACUCACAGCUGCAGAGAGAAGCAGCGCAACACACACCAGAGUGGAGCCGCCGUACAGCAGCACACACAGCGCAAUGGUGCGUCUCAGGACCGCGUCGCGCAACUUAACUGCGUCAACGCCGAAUGAAACUUAUGGACUUGUGAGGAAAGUCAGUUCAAGCGUUUAUCCUUGAACUAAGAAAAAAUCACAACAAACUAUUUUCACAACACCGCAACGAAUGAACUCAUGGUGAUCUCCACAGAACGGACUAAAGACGCGCCAAGCACGGUCACCUUCGCUGUUGAGGAGACUUCCGAGAGGAUCCCAAGAACAGCAUCGGCUCAGUAACACCGAAACAUUCCUGCCCAGAAGCAACGACCGAUCCGGAUCCCGCAGAUCAAUGAAGAAUGCGCGAGCGCACUCACAGUCGAUGAAGCCGGCGGCGGGAUCAUGCGUGUUCUGCCCGAGCCGAGCUUGCAGUCACUGCGGCUGGUGUUCCUCUUCGUCUUCGUCAUGGAUGUAGCUCCGUCCCCGGCUCUGACAGCCGGCUGCCCGGACCGCUGCGUGUGCGACGACCAGCUGGUGGUCCAGUGCGCGGGACAACAGUUAAGCGACUUCCCCGUGGACCUCCCGUUGGCCACCCGGCAGCUGAUCAUCUCCAAUAACCGGAUCGGCGACUUGCCGGCGCUGCAGCUCAACUACCUGUCGGACCUGGUGUACCUGGACUGCAGCAACAACUCGUUGACGGAGAUCUCCGAGUCUACUUUUGGCAACCUGCGCAAGCUCGCCUACCUGGAUCUGUCUUUCAACAGCCUGACGCAGAUCGAGGACCGGACGUUUGGCCCGCUGGCCAGCCUGGUGAUGCUGAGGAUGACGGAUAACCCGGGGCUGUCGGAGAUCCACCCGGACGCGUUCGCGGAGAACGCGGCGCUGCAGGUGCUAGACGUGAGCCGCAACAACCUGACGGCGCUCAACAUCAGCUCUUUGAUCGCGCUGCCGGCGCUGCGCUCUCUGGGGCUCAGCGGGAACCCCUGGAGGUGCGACUGCGACACGGAGGACCUGUGCCUCUGGAUCCAGAUAGAGGGAUUCAAGUUCCAAGAUGAGGGGCAGACGGUGUGCCAGGGGCCGCCGGACAUGCUAGGUCAGCGCCUGGCGGAGCUGGGCAUGCAGCUGAGAUCGGAAUGCCACCAGGGCCUGGGUUACUGGGACUACCUGUUCUUCAUCGCCAUCGGCUUUGUCAUCUUCAGUGCCGGGACAGUGUCGGCGUGGGUGAUGGGCAUACUCAUGGUUCUGUACGAGCGCUACAGCAAGAGGAAGAGCGAGGAGUUUGACAGCGAGGACGAGGAGGAGACAGUCACCCGAGGGGCAGGAAGUGGAGGAGGAGGGGGUAACCAUGGCAAUGGGGACCUGAGAAAACCAGGCAUGCAGGUGUGACCAGAGGACAUAGGGAUGCUAGGAAAUCUUUGAUGAAAAGAGAGCAAGCUGCGGACAGAGAAAAGGAGUUUCCUUCAAGAGGUUUUAAGUGCACUUUUUUUAGAAUGUGUCAACAUUAGUUUUAGUUUAAGAGAAGGGCAGGACAGACAGAUUAGAUUUAUUUCUAUUCUUAUAGGUGGACUCAGACAGACAGACAGACAGAGAGACAAUUUAGAGGGACACAGUGAACUUGCAGCUGGAAAAUGUUGCUGUUUCUGACAGAUCUGAGGGUGGAUCUUGGUUAAAUGCAUAGAAAUAAUGCUCACACACACACACACACACACACACACACCAAAAAAACACUCUCCCCAGUGUUAGUAAUGUAAUUGGGGCAGGGUGAUAACACUGUGUUUCACACUUAAUAGAGAAACCAUGAGAAGUAAAGAAAAGGAAAAAAAAGAUAGGUAGAGAGGCUUGGAGACUUGUCCAGUAAUCUCAGCUUUUAUUUACUAGCUCGGUCAAAGAAAGUAAUGUAAAUGGAGGAUAUACAAGGCAGUCUCUCAAGACUCAUGCAGUGUGAAAUGAAUGAAUAGAAGAUGGAAGACUUUUCUACACUGUCUACACUCCAACUCCAUGGAAGGCUUAAAAUUCUUUUUAAGGGGUCACAGACUGACUGACUGCUCAAAUGAUUGAUUGAGAACAUUUUAUUGCAGGGCUUAACAAUAAGGUUUUUUCUGCUUGCCCUGUCAGGCUGUUAUUUGACAAAAAACAAUAUAAAUAUUAAUAUAAAUAUUUUACAUUUUACAUUAUAUUAUUAUAAUUAUAAUUAUAAUACAUUUAAAAAAAUAUAAAAAGUUUUUUUAAAGAAUUAAUUCAGCAAGGAUGUAUCAUGAUCCAUCAAUGUAUCAUGAUUUCCACAAGAAUAUUAAGAAGCACAACUGUGUUCACCAUUAAAAAUAAAAAUUGAUAAGCAUUAAUAAGUAAUCAUAUUAUUAUAGCAAAUCAUAUUAAAAUGAUUUCUGAAUGAUCAUGUGACACUGAAGACUGGAGUAAAGAUGCUGAAAAUUCAGCUUCGCAUCGCAGGAAUAAAUUACAUUUCAGACUCUUGUAAUGAAAAAAACAC
This is a messenger RNA of Cyprinus carpio (common carp), 3024 nucleotides long. RefSeq names its product leucine-rich repeat-containing protein 52-like. Gene Ontology annotation, molecular function: potassium channel activator activity; voltage-gated potassium channel activity; transmembrane transporter binding. Gene Ontology annotation, cellular component: voltage-gated potassium channel complex. The record is from RefSeq and is a predicted model, not a curated record. NCBI's taxonomy places the organism in Eukaryota, Metazoa, Chordata, Actinopteri, Cypriniformes, Cyprinidae.